AUGGAUUCACAUUGUCCAAUUGUUCUUGAUCAAGGUACUGGUUUUGUUAAAAUUGGUCGUGCUGGGGAAAACUUUCCAGAUUACACAUUUCCUUCCAUUGUGGGGAGACCAAUUUUGAGAGCAGAGGAACGUGGAAAUAUUAGUACUCCACUAAAAGAUAUUAUGAUAGGUGAGGAAGCUAGUGACGUUCGUUCUUAUUUACAAAUUUCAUAUCCGAUGGAAAAUGGUAUUAUUAAAAAUUGGACAGAUAUGGAGUUACUUUGGGAUUAUGCAUUCUAUAAUAAAAUGCAACUACCUAAAACCUCAAAUGGUAAAAUUUUGUUAACUGAACCACCAAUGAAUCCAGUAAAGAAUAGAGAACAAAUGUGUGAAGUUAUGUUUGAAAAGUAUGAUUUUGGUGGUGUCUAUGUGGCUAUUCAGGCUGUAUUAGCUUUAUAUGCGCAAGGUCUUUCCUCAGGUGUGGUUGUUGAUUCUGGUGAUGGUGUUACCCAUAUUGUACCUGUGUAUGAGUCUGUGGUUCUAAAUCAUUUGACAAGAAGAUUGGAUGUUGCAGGUAGGGAUGUCACUAGACACUUGAUCGAUUUAUUAUCACGUCGUGGUUAUUCUUUCAACAGAAGUGCGGAUUUUGAAACAGUUCGUCAAAUUAAAGAGAAGUUUUGUUAUGUUUCUUAUGAUUUAGAUCUAGAUACUAAAUUAGCUAGAGAAACUACAACUUUGGUAGAAAGUUACGAAUUACCAGAUGGUAGAAUCAUUAAAGUUGGACAAGAAAGAUUUGAAGCUCCUGAAUGUUUGUUCCAACCAAAUUUAGUUGAUGUAGAACAGCCGGGUGUUGGGGAACUACUUUUCAACACAAUUCAAUCUGCAGAUGUUGAUAUUAGGAGUUCGUUAUAUAAAGCAAUAGUUUUAUCCGGUGGUUCUAGUAUGUAUCCAGGCUUACCAUCUAGACUAGAAAAAGAAUUGAAACAAUUAUGGUUUACCAGGGUAUUGCAUAAUGACCCAACACGAAUGGACAAAUUUAAGGUAAGAAUUGAAGAUCCACCAAGAAGAAAACAUAUGGUGUUCAUUGGUGGUGCUGUUUUAGCUAAUAUUAUGGCAGAUAAAGAUCAUAUGUGGUUGUCAAAACAAGAAUGGCAGGAAAACGGUGCAGCUGCAAUGGCAAAGUUUGGUCCAAGAUAA
Molecule: messenger RNA, 1176 nt
Organism: Arxiozyma heterogenica
Lineage: Eukaryota; Fungi; Ascomycota; Saccharomycetes; Saccharomycetales; Saccharomycetaceae
Gene: ARP2
Product: actin-related protein 2
Exons: 2
Coding region: 1-1176 (391 amino acids)
Biological process (GO): Arp2/3 complex-mediated actin nucleation
Cellular component (GO): actin cortical patch; Arp2/3 protein complex
Molecular function (GO): actin filament binding
Source: RefSeq, a predicted model, not a curated record